Daucus carota subsp. sativus is the source of this 1120-nucleotide messenger RNA. RefSeq names its product protein AE7. The transcript is spliced from 6 exons. The record is from RefSeq and is a predicted model, not a curated record. NCBI's taxonomy places the organism in Eukaryota, Viridiplantae, Streptophyta, Magnoliopsida, Apiales, Apiaceae. Bases 296 to 814 code for a protein of 172 amino acids. Gene Ontology annotation, biological process: iron-sulfur cluster assembly.
GAUUGUCGGGUUUUUGAGGAUUGAGAUGAAUCCAAGUAAUACAAGUUAUGAAAGCCUCCUCAAUGUUGUCUUUCUGGAUUAAAUUUUAUUUAGGACUAUUUACCAUCGUCUUUCCUUAUACUAUCGCCAUUUAUCUACUAUAAGAUUCGAAUUUCAUGUGAAAAUCAUCUAUAAGUGAAACUGUACACCCAAGUAGGUGGUCGUGGUUCCUACUUCUGGAAGAGCUCAUAUUGGUUUCACGUGUCCUAGUGUUCAUACAUUCCAGAAACCAAGGCUUGCCUAUGUUGGCCAUGACAUGUUGAAAAAACUCAUCUAUUUGAUUUUGAUUGAAAAAAUGGUUGUCGGAUUAAUAAAUGCCAAUCCUGUUGUGUAUGAGAAAAAGGAGCGUCGACCUCGUACUGGACCGGUUGUUUUGGAAGAUGAGUAUGCUGUGGAAUCUAUUGAUCAGUUGGAAAUUUUUGAUCAUAUUAGAGACAUAAAAGAUCCAGAGCAUCCAUAUUCUUUGGAAGAUUUGAAAGUGAUUACAGAAGAUGCAAUUGAGGUAGAUGACAAGCGAAGCUAUGUACGGGUGACAUUCACUCCUACAGUGGAACAUUGUAGUAUGGCAACAGUUAUUGGCCUUUGUUUGAGGGUGAAACUUAUGCGCAGCUUGCCUUCAAGAUACAAGGUGGAUAUUAGGGUUGCUCCUGGGACUCAUGCAACUGAAGCCGCAGUGAAUAAGCAGUUAAAUGAUAAAGAACGAGUAGCAGCAGCAUUGGAAAAUCCUAACCUUGUAGGCAUGGUUGAUGAUUGCCUUGCUCCAUCGUUUGAGUAAAACUUAGGAAUACUCAGCACAUGCUUAUAGAAAAAAACCGGAAUACUGCAGGCUCAGAACCUUUUGUAUCCUCCUGUGAUACUAUCCACCUCUUUCACGAUUUAGUUUGCUUUUCAGGUGUUAUGUUUAAUGUUUAUGGCAUUGGUAAUGCAUUGCGUAGUAGCCUAUGUUGUUUCAUUGGGUGGGAAGGAGAUCGGGUUCAAAUAAUGGUGCGAGCCAGUGUUGGGGGUCGUUGCUUGUACUGCACCAUACUUCAUGUAUUUAAUGUUAUAAAUAGAUUAAUACAUCCAUAAUUUGUUUUGGUAA